Messenger RNA from Vanessa tameamea, 1556 nucleotides. RefSeq lists its product as uncharacterized. The transcript has 6 exons. Bases 112 to 1344 code for a protein of 410 amino acids. The record is from RefSeq and is a predicted model, not a curated record. Lineage: Eukaryota; Metazoa; Arthropoda; Insecta; Lepidoptera; Nymphalidae.
GUCAGCAUCUGUGAGCACGCGACGUUUGACGUGUGCUUGUCUGCGCGGUAAAAGUGAAUACGAUCUACGAAAUAAUUUUAUGUGGUUAUAAUUUCUCGCUGAUGCUGCAGAAUGGAACGUGUACUUAUUGCUAUAGCACUGCUGACGGCCAGGGUGAAUGCUGAGAACUCCACGUUGUCACACGACGCAGGGGCAUCGGACACAUGUGGGGCGAUAGGCUUCGGACCAUGGAGUCAGGCACUAGAGGACUGGGUCACGUCCGCGCAUUCCGAUAGACACGGUCGAAUUAUGGCGCUCCCAUCUUCAAAAGGAUAUUACGUGACCGAGCGUAUCGACGCACCUUAUCUGUCACCACCACCACCUAUCCACUCACCCCACCCGCAUACGUCCUCAAACUAUGGUCACGGACCCCCGAAUCAGGGACAAUAUUCCUCGAAUCAGGGCUACAUGCCGCCGAAUCAGUCCCCGCCCCAGGGCCACAUCCCUCUGACCUCCAGUCACGCAUCCAACCAGGGGCCGAUGCCCCACAGCAAAGUCCCCAAGCCCCCCGGCAAGGCGCCGCACUACGCCGAGUGGGCCAACGCGCCGCCCGGCGCCGGCAAGAUCGUCAACCGGCCGCCCGCCAAGCCCGCGCCGCCCGCGCUGGACCGCGUGGACGAGCCGCCGCGCAAGCACGUGUCGGAGACCGACCUGUUCCUGCUCAGCGCCAUCGAGAAGCUCGUGUACCGCGCCGACCUCAUGGAGAAGAGGCUGCGCGCCGUGGAGGACGGCCUGCAGCACCUGCUGGUCCAGCCGACGCCCGGCGUCGAUCACGAGCCGUGCCCGGCGCCGUUCGCGCGCGCGGGCGCCGCGUGCUACAGCGUGCGCCGCGCGCCGCGCGACUGGAAGCGCGCCGCGCAGGACUGCCGCGCCAUGCGCGCCGCGCUCGUCGAGCUGCUCGCCGCCGGCCAGCGCCGCGCGCUGCUCGCCCACCUGCUCUCCGCCGACGGGCAAAAGGGCUCGGACUACUGGACGGGCGGUCUCAACCCGGGCCUUCUGUGGAUCUGGUCGCACUCGGCGCGCCCGUUGACGCUCGAAGACGACAACGGCGUCGGCGGCGAUCAGACCGGCGUGUCGGUGCCGGGCGCCGGGCGCUGCCUGGCGCUGGUGUGGGACGCGGCGCGCCGCGCGCACGUGUACCGCGGCCGCGACUGCGCCGACGAGCUGCGCUACGUGUGCGAGCGCCUGCCCGACGCGCCGGCGCCGAGCACGCGCGACGCGGGCCCCGCCCCCGCGGCCCCCGCGGCCCCCGCGCCCGCCUCGCCCGCGCCCGCGACCAACUCGACCUCGGCGCCGAGCACGUGACGUAGUGUUCAAAGAACACCUAGUACAUUACCUUCUAAAUUAAUGCACUUAUGACUAUUUGUGUUUGCGGCGCAGUAUUCGGAUCUGCGGAUUCCGCGUGUUAGUGAGAAGCUUUACCGCUUACGCUAUGUUCUAGUCUCAGUCGUAAUUAAAUUUGAUUCGAUUAUAAUUUUUGAUGUAACAUUAAAUUGAAUACAAAUACCUAGUUAUGA